AUGCAUGUGCUCUUCUGGGGCUUGGGGUUCCUACUAUUCCCUGAUUUCAUGUAUGUAGUCGCAUCUACGGGGAAAUUGCUUUUGAAUUCAAGCACAGUAAAAGAGGAAAUCAGCGUUUAUGAGAUUGCAACACCGGUUCGAGUGAAUGAAGCCGGUGACAAGUUUCCAACCAGUGUGCAUUUCAAGAGGAAAAGACGAAGUGUGGACGAGAGUACCGACAAUUCUACGGAUCACUGGGCCUCGCCAAAUAUCCACUACAGGAUAUCUGCUUUCGGACAGCAUUAUCACCUCAACCUCACGCUGGAUUCGGGAUUUCUCGCACCUCUCUACACUGUGACAGUACUUGGAGUGCCCCAAGGAGAUAACAUAACGGAUUUUGCAACAGAUGGGGAUGAGGAGGAGGAGGACACGGAGUUAAGACACUGCUUCUAUAAAGGACUUGUAAAUGCACAAGCGGAACACGCCGUGGUCAUCAGUUUGUGCUCCGGACUGCUUGGCACUUUUAGGUCUCCAGAAGGGGAGUAUUUUGUGGAGCCCCUACACAGCUAUCAAGGAGAACACUAUGAAGAGGAACACACAAAACCUCAUAUUGUAUACAGAAAGAGUUCACCAAAGAAACAUACAUCUGGGGAGAACUCAUCUUGUGACACUUCAGGACACAAACAGAGACAUAAGAGACACAAGCUUAAGAGAAGGCCAGUGGCUGGGCUGACCACUAUAUCCAAUGCAGCCCCUGUGGUCAGUGCUGGUAUAUUUAAUGACUUGGGGUCACUGAGUGCUGGCCUUGCCAGCGAUGCUUUGCUAAGAUCGGUGAGCGGCAGUGCUACAGCUAGAGCAUCAAAUGAUAGCAGCGGUGACUCAGGACCUCACAGGAGAUCAAAGCGCUUCCUCUCCUACCCGCGCUUCGUUGAAGUCAUGCUGGUGGCCGACAGCAAAAUGGUGGAACAUCAUGGCAGCAACCUACAGCACUACAUACUCACAUUAAUGUCCAUAGUAUCUUCAAUCUACAAGGACCCUAGCAUUGGCAACCUGAUUAACAUUGUGAUUGUAAAGUUAGUCAUAUUAAACAACGAGCUGGAUGGCCCGGUCAUUUCAUUUAAUGCACAGACCACUUUAAAGAACUUCUGCAUUUGGCAGCAGAGCCAGAACAUUCUGGAUGAUAACCACCAUUCCCAUCACGACACUGCCAUCCUAAUCACCAGGCAGGACAUCUGCAGAGCAAGGGACAAGUGUGACACCUUAGGACUUGCAGAGUUGGGGACAGUGUGUGAUCCAUACAGGAGUUGCAGCAUCAGCGAGGACAAUGGUCUCAGCACCGCAUUCACCAUCGCCCAUGAACUUGGCCAUGUGUUCAACAUGCCUCAUGACGACAGUAACAAAUGUAAGGAGGACGGAGUUAAGAUUCAGCAACAUGUGAUGGCUCCCACACUUAACUACAACACAAACCCUUGGAUGUGGUCCAAGUGUAGCAGGAAGUACAUCACAGAGUUCCUUGACACAGGAUAUGGUGAGUGCUUGCUUGACGAGCCCGUUUCUAGGCCAUACAGUCUCUCGCAGCAGCUGCCUGGAUGGAUAUACAAUGUCAAUAAACAGUGUGAAUUGAUAUUUGGGCAGGGAACGCAGGUGUGCCCUUAUAUGACCCAGUGCCGGAGGCUGUGGUGCACCAGUCCAGAGGGCGCUCAGCGGGGCUGCAGGACCCAGCACAUGCCGUGGGCAGAUGGCACUGACUGCUCUCUUGGAAAGCACUGCAAACACGGCCUGUGUAUAACCAAAGAGCAUGACGCCACACCUGUGGAGGGGGCAUGGGGAGUUUGGAGCCCUUUUGGUACCUGUUCGCGGACAUGUGGCGGGGGCAUCAAGAUCGCUGUGCGCGAAUGCAACCGACCUGUGCCAAGGAAUGGAGGAAUGUAUUGCGUGGGUCGCCGAAUGAAGUUUCGUUCCUGUAAUUCUGAGCCCUGCUCCAAGCAGAAGAAGGAUUUCAGGGAGGAGCAAUGUGCAGCUUUUGAUGGCAGGCACUUUAACAUCAACGGUCUACCUCCUAAUGUUCGCUGGGUGCCCAAGUACAGCGGAAUCCUGAUGAAGGACAGAUGUAAGCUGUUCUGCAGGGUGGCCGGCAGCACGGCCUACUAUCAGCUCAGGGACCGGGUCAUUGAUGGCACGCCGUGUGGACCUGAUACCAACGACAUCUGUGUCCAGGGCCUGUGCAGGCAAGCAGGCUGUGACCAUGUCUUGAACUCUAAAGCCAGGAGGGACAAGUGUGGUGUGUGCGGAGGUGACAACUCUUCCUGCAAAACUGUGGCUGGCACCUUCAACAUCGUCCACUAUGGAUAUAAUGAAGUAGUGCGAAUACCCAGUGGUGCUACAAAUGUAGAUGUGCGGCAACACAGCUACUCAGGGAAACCGGAGGAUGACAACUACCUCUCCAUAUCAAAUAGCCGUGGAGAGUUCCUGCUUAAUGGAGAGUUUGUGGUCAGCAUGUUCAAAAGGGAAAUCAAAGUAGGAAAUGCCAUCAUUGAGUACAGUGGCUCUGACCAUGUCAUUGAGAGGAUCAACUGUACUGAACGCAUCGAGGAGGAGGUCAUUGUCCAGGUGCUGUCUGUCGGGAACCUUUACAACCCAGAUGUCAGGUACUCCUUUAACAUCCCCAUAGAAGACAAACCUCAGCAGUUCCUCUGGGAUUCCUAUGGGCCCUGGCAGGAGUGCAGCCGCCUGUGCCAAGGAGAGCGCAAACGGAAGAUUCUCUGUAGCAGAGAGUCAGACAGGGUUGUGGUGUCAGACCAGAGGUGUCACGGUACUGCUAGACCUGCUGUCAUCACUGAACCCUGUAACACUGAAUGUGAACUCAGGUGGCAUGUGGCUCGUAUGAGUGAGUGCACAGCUCAGUGCGGCCCGGGAUAUCGUACCCUGGAAAUAUACUGUGCCAAAAUCAGCCGAACCGAUGGUAAAACUCAGAAGGUUGAUGACCGCUAUUGUAGCGGUCAGCGCAAACCUGAUGACAAGGAAGGUUGCCAUGGGGACUGUAACCCGGGUGGCUGGGAGUACUCCCCUUGGUCGGAGUGCUCCAAAAGCUGUGGUGGGGGCACCCGCCGUCGAGGGGCAGUGUGUCGAAAGGCAGCCGAUGCUGGCGGGGAUGAGAGCAAAUGCAGUCAAAGGGACAAGAUGACCGUCCAACCCUGUAAUGAAUUCCUCUGUCCACAAUGGAAGACUGGCGACUGGUCUGAGUGUCUUGUGACGUGCGGGAAAGGCUAUAAGCAUCGUCAGAUGUGGUGUCAGUUUGGUGAGGACCGUUUAGACGACGGCUUUUGUGGCUCAUCUAAACCUGAGUCGGUGCAGAUGUGCCAACAGCAAGAGUGUGCCUCUUGGCAGGUGGGACCCUGGGGGCAGUGCACUACCUCGUGUGGGCCAGGCUACCAGAUGCGAGCCGUGAAGUGUGUAGUUGGCUCUUAUGGUGCUGUCAUGGAUGAUACUGAAUGUAAUGCUGCGACCAGACCCACUGAUACCCAGGACUGUGAACUGGCCCAGUGUCCCAGCAGCCACCCUGUUCCCCCAGGGACUAAAAUCCCCUACAACCAGAGCCACAAAACCCAGUGGCGGUUUGGUUCCUGGACCCAGUGCAGUGCCAGCUGUGGCAAAGGGACACGUAUGCGCUAUGUGAGUUGCCGGGACAAUCAGGGUGGUGUGGCAGAGGAGUCAGCGUGCGCACAUCUAUCAAAACCCCUUGCCAGAGAAGUGUGCUCAGUUGUGGCCUGUGGACAGUGGAAAGUGCUGGAAUGGACAGUGUGUUCAGUAACCUGUGGCCAGGGAAAGACGACACGGCAGGUACUGUGCGUCAACUUCAGUGACCAAGAAGUGAAUGCUAUUGAGUGUGACCCAGACGAUCGUCCUACCACAGAUCAGGACUGUGCUAUGUCUCAAUGCCCGUCCCGCUCCAGUGAGUCCCGACCUUUCCCGUCCUCACCAAAUGCCAGUGCCAGGAAUAACCUGCCUCGCAGCCAAUCCCACCAAUGGCGGACUGGACCCUGGGGUGCGUGCUCCAGCACAUGUGCAGGAGGUUUCCAGCGGCGUGUAGUAGUGUGCCAGGAUGAGAAUGGCUACCCUGCCAACAGCUGUGAGGAUCGCAGCCGGCCCAAUGAGCAACGAUCCUGUGAGUCGGGGCCAUGUCCUCAGUGGAUCUAUGGCAACUGGGGAGAGUGUACCAAGCCAUGUGGAGGGGGGAUAAAGACAAGGCUGGUGGUGUGUCAGCGUCCAAACGGCGAGCGUUUCAAUGAUCUGAGCUGCGAGAUCCACGACAAGCCACCAGAUCGUGAGCAGUGCAAUACUCAGCCAUGCCCGUCUAGCCCCCACUGGAGCACAGACCCAUGGAGCUCGUGCUCUGCCUCCUGUGGAAGAGGGUUCAAGUACCGUAAGGUGGGCUGUCUGACAGGGUCAGGCCGCCCUGUCCCAGAAGAAAAUUGCCUGCAUCUGGCCCCUAAACCCAGCAAGCAGAGGCGUUGCAGAGGUGGUCAAUGUCCAAAGUGGAAGACUGGCAACUGGGGCGAGUGUUCAGCAUCGUGUGGCGACGGCAUCCAGCGACGGGAGGUGCUCUGCCAGGACGGAGCCCGACGGAGCCCGCUGGAGACCGGCUGUUCUCAGCGCUCCAGACCGGCGUCCAGCCAGAGCUGCCGGGUCGCUGACUGCCCGUCUCGGUACCGGUGGAGAGAAGGAGACUGGCAUACGUGCAGUAAGUCGUGUGGAGCAGGCCACCGCCAACGAGCCUUGCAGUGUGUGGACCACGACCAGCAGGAGGUCCAUGAGAUCUACUGUGUGAACCAGAUCAGACCUCCAGACAUAGAGAGCUGUAACACCAAUGCCUGUGAAUUGAUCUGGAUCACAGGGGAAUGGACUGAGUGCUCAGCCAGCUGUGGUCAGGGCUACCGCCAGCGUCUGAUCUACUGCAGCGAGGUGCAUGUGGAGAAUGACAACUAUGAGUACAGCCAUCAGUCUUUGUCCAACUGCCCUGGCACCCCUCCUGAAAGCUACAUGCCUUGUAAUUUGGACCCAUGCCUGCCACCACAGGAGUGGAGAGUUGGAAUCUGGCAACUGUGUUCAGUGAGCUGUGGUGACGGAGUGGUGGAGAGGACAGUGCAGUGUGUGUCAGAAGAUGGUCAGGAAAGCAAUAGGUGUCCUAAAGAGGCCAUGCCAGAGGCCAGGAAAGUGUGCAGAAAUCCAAGCUGCCAUUUGCCUUCCAGCUGUCAAGAAGUCCAGAGCAUGAACGGGCCCCUCCUAGACAGCGAACACGUCCUCAAUAUUCAAGGAAAAGCGCUCAAGGUCUACUGUGCAGGAAUGCAGACAGAGACUCCACAGGAGUACAUCACCUUGAUAACAGGGGAAGGAGAGAAUUUUUCAGAGAUAUUUGGCUUCAGACUCAACGACCCCACUCAGUGUCCAGCCAAUGACUCCAGAAGAGAGGAUUGUGACUGUCGGAGAGACUACACUGCUGCCGGCAUCACCAUGUUCUCCAGAGUCCGCCUGGACCUCAGCAAGAUGAACAUCAUCACUACAGAUUGGCAGUUUUCUGUCACCCGUGAAGGCAAGAGUGUUCCGUUUGCUACAGCUGGAGACUGCUACAGCGCUGCACGUUGUCCACAGGGGCGAUUCAGGAUCAACCUCUCAGGAACAGGUUUUAAGGUGGCUAAGGACUCCUCGUGGAUCUCCCAGGGCAACUUUGCAGUGGCUGAUGUACAAAAAUCACAGGAUGGCAGCAAAGUGUCAGGAAUGUGUGGAGGCUACUGUGGUAAAUGUACACCGUCCUCUGGCUCCAGUCUGCCUGUGACAGUGGAGUAGAUAUAAAACCAUCAAACAGCACUUCCAUUCAUCUUGGCAGUCGUCUUCAGGUUGUAAUUGUAAUCAAGAUAUCCCUUCUCUUUGGUGCUACAGCCAAUUCAGAGCUCAAACCGGCCCUGACCUAUUUUACUCCCAUGUGUAUAUAGUGUAAAUGGCUCUUCUGUAAGUACUGUACAUAGACAUGUCUUAUUUAUUGUACACUCCAUGUAUUUUUGUAUUGUCAUAUAAUUUAACUGUUUUGUUGUCAAUAGCGAACACCACACAGUUUCCAUUUAUCAUAUUUUUGCCAGAAUGUAUCUUCCAAUUUGGAUAUUUCCCAUUUGGACCUUCUAGUACUAACAUUACUCUGCACAACACGUCACUGUCAUAAUUUCUUUUUUAGACCAAUGUAUUAAGUAACAAUGCUAUUGUUGUGUGAUGGUCACCAGGCUGUUAAUAGUCAGUGUGGUGUCUCCGAUAAGUGAGUCUUUUUUUUAACCCUUAACACUUAACACCCUUAACAGCCAGACUAGCGGACACAUGCACAGAUACGCACCAGCAUUGUCCUGUUUUAUAGUGAAAUGUAAGUUUAGUGAAUUUGCCACUCAGACGUUACCAGUUAGUCCAGUUAUCCUUCUAGUUUUUGUGGGCAACUCUUGCUGUAAUUUCAUCCAGCUACUUCCAAUUAAUAAGCUAAUGUUCUUUGUGGCAGUCUACAACACUCAGUGCCUUGCUCAUUAGCACACUUCUCCUCUUGGUAUGUUUGAGCUGUUGUAUUUAUAGCCAAUCACAUUUGUUAGUGUGUAUUGCAAAUCAACUGGAUUGUGGUCAGACUGGAGUAUAGUGUAAAUCUAAUUAUGUUUAGAUUAGAAAGAUCCAAUCAUGGUUUUGUCUGAGAUAAAAGUAAACCAUCACAGCUGCAACCGCUUUGCAGUAAGAGAACAGAAAGUAUAGGAGAGCAACUGUGAGGCAGUUGAAAGGUAUAAUAAUAAUGGAUGUUCCUAGAAUGAGUUGGUGUGGAGGUGGGAUUUACAGGCCAGACUGGAGGAAGUGAGACCCAUACACAAACAUAUUGUACACACACAAACACAUUGGAAUACAUUACUGGAUGACUGAAGAAGGUUGUUGGUUGCAAUAACUGUCGAGAUUGUGCUGCCAGACAUCAGAGAGAACCAAAUUCCUCUGUGUUGUUGCGUGUCUCACAGUUAGCGUGCAGUGACCAACGGGCACCAUUAGCCUUUAGCUUUUACAAAAAAGACAGGUUAUCUUAUCUGGAGUAACUUGAAAGAAAGACUUUAGGCCAAUAAAAUCCCAGUAGAUACUCCAGAGAUUUAAUGCACUGGUCUGGCCCUGGAGACAUUUCUCAUAUUGUUGAGCCCACAGGCCCCGCAGCAUGAUUUUUGUCCAGAUGCUGCCUGUAAACCAUUGCCUUUUAUACCUCAAAUUCUUCUCUCCUUUUCUUUUUUCAAAGAUCUAGCCAAACUGUACAUACUGAAUGCUCCUUGUUUUUGUGACAAUAUCAGGUUACCUUUUGUGUAUAGGUAUAUUUUUGUAUCUCUUUAGUCAGGUGUAUGCAGUUUUGUGAGCAAAUAUUGAAAGACACAAGAAAAAUUCAGACAGAUUGGAGGAAAUAACAAAAAACAAUAAUUUUAUGUUCUUAAAGCCAUAGCUGUGCGUAUAGUAGAUUUGCAGGGGGCAUACUUUAUGUACAACCUUUUGAAGAAGCCAUAUUUUCUUUAGUAAACCUUUCUGUAAAUGGUGCUAUUUCAGUGCCUUACUGUACAUGAUAAUGUGCACUCUUCAGCUAAAGGGAAUUUAACAGUCAUAACCUGCCUCUAUACAAAUAUGAAAUUAUCUUUAAAGACACAGGGAAGUAAACAUUUGUGUCUCACAGUCAGUUGCAACUGAUCAAUGCACUUCUCAUUGUGAAUGUCAGACUUUAGUACAGUCAAGAGAUUUCUCAGGUGUCAUAUAUAAAGGGAUUGUUAGGAUAUUUAAUUGUAUUUAUCUUAUUUUACACAUUUGCCACAUAUUAAUCAGGUAAUUGAAAAUGUAUUGUUGAAGUUUAACCAAGUAAAGUGUCAUUAUGUAUGCUUUAUUUUAUAUGCAAAUAUUUAUUUUACCUUUUUUAUGUGAAUGUACAUAGGCUAUGACCAUUAGUGACAAAGAAUUACCAUUCAGUAUUGCCAAAACAUUUCCUGUUUUGUAAAUACAUUUAUUCAUAAGUAGGGCUAUGUCAUAAUUGCAUAGACUGUAUAAGCAGAGUUUGGUGCCGCUAUGAGAAAAGCAUGAUUAUAAAUAAGACCAGAUAAGCAAUGAUAUAAAAUAUAAAUAAAUAAAAAUGCCUGAUAUGUGUCAUGUUUGCCUGUCUGCUUUUCACACUAAUAAAUCAUUUAUACUCCACUUCAUCCUCGAUGUAUUAUCCAACUACAACACUGGCUGUAAAAAUAUGAUAAAUAGUCAGACCAUUACCUUCUCGUUCCACGCUGCUACUGCCUAAUUAUGAUUACAC
This is a messenger RNA of Etheostoma cragini (Arkansas darter), 8314 nucleotides long. Its product is annotated as A disintegrin and metalloproteinase with thrombospondin motifs 9-like. The record is from RefSeq and is a predicted model, not a curated record. Bases 1 to 5823 code for a protein of 1940 amino acids. Lineage: Eukaryota; Metazoa; Chordata; Actinopteri; Perciformes; Percidae. Gene Ontology annotation, molecular function: metalloendopeptidase activity; zinc ion binding. The transcript is spliced from 40 exons. Gene Ontology annotation, cellular component: extracellular matrix. Gene Ontology annotation, biological process: extracellular matrix organization; proteolysis.